This is a messenger RNA of Kwoniella botswanensis, 2997 nucleotides long. RefSeq lists its product as uncharacterized. The record is from RefSeq and is a predicted model, not a curated record. Bases 1 to 2997 code for a protein of 998 amino acids. Gene Ontology annotation, molecular function: SNARE binding; zinc ion binding. The transcript is spliced from 13 exons. NCBI's taxonomy places the organism in Eukaryota, Fungi, Basidiomycota, Tremellomycetes, Tremellales, Cryptococcaceae. Gene Ontology annotation, biological process: endoplasmic reticulum to Golgi vesicle-mediated transport; COPII-coated vesicle cargo loading; intracellular protein transport. Gene Ontology annotation, cellular component: COPII vesicle coat; endoplasmic reticulum exit site.
AUGCCACCAAGAUCAAGGUACGCUGUCGAUCCAAGUCUGAUUGGAGGACCUCAACAGCCCCAGGGUCAAAACUCAGGCUACCAACGGCAGCAAUGGCAAGGGCAGUCGACUUCCCCUCAACCUGACUACUAUCAACAGCAGCAGCAGCAUCAACAAGGUCAAGGGUAUGAUCCAAACUAUGUCCCUCAAUUACAUCAUGUGUCAGAUCGACCUGCACCACUCCCAACAGGUGAAUAUGCCCCAGCCCAUGCUCCUGGACCUGCUCAAUCCUCAUCUUACCAACAUCAACCUCAACAACCUCAAUAUCAAGUACCCGUCCCUCAACAGCCUCUCAAUCAUAUACCACCACCACCUCAUUCCAGUGGACCUACUUUGACUGGACCGAGAGUAAGGAUUGAUCCAAGUCAAGUGCCCAACCCUGUCGAAGCGCAGGAAUUGGAUCAGAAUCUGUACGACGAUGAGGAUUUCUUCACUUGUCAGACUAGGGGGUUGGUACCGCUUGUAGGGACGGAUUACAGAGGGAUAGAUCAGGGUAACUCACUUCCUCGUCAUCUCCGGGCAACUUUACCAGUCAUCCCCUCAACAUCCCAGUUAUUAGAUACUACCGCAUUACCCUUUGGGUUGAUCAUCCAACCGUUCGCUCAAUUACGAUAUGACGAGAAUCCAAUCCCGACCGUAUCCAAUUGGAUAUCAGAGGAAGAUGGUCCACCAAGAUGCGAGAAAUGUAGAGCGUAUAUCAAUCCAUGGUGUAAAUUUGUGGAUGGAGGGAGGAAAUGGAAUUGUAAUCUGUGUGGGGUGAAUAAUAUUGUCUCACCAACCUACUUCUGCCACCUAUCUCCCUCAGGCCAACGACUCGACCACUCUGAACGACCCGAACUCCAAUUCGGUACAUGCGACUACGUCGUCGGACGAUCAUACUGGGCAUUACAGCCUCCGCCAAGUGGAUCUCUCAUGGACGUAGCGGUGGAUGCAGGUAACUCAGCAAGCGAUGCGAUCACCUCUACAGCACACGAUUUACUGGGUGGUCUGCAAGCUUCCUUAGGACAAGAGCAGACAGCAUCGUCAAGUACGAAUUAUAGAGAAAAGGAAAAGGAACGUAAGAGGGAAUUAGCCAAAUACAGAAGACCACAAGGAUUAGCUAGAGUUUUUGUAAUUGACGUAUCGAAGCCUUCUGCCGAGAGGGGGAUAGUAAGAGAGGUCUGUGAGGGUAUUAGAAAAGCUCUGUAUGGUGAGAAGAAAGAUGCAGAGAACGGAGAUGAAGAUGAGAAUGAAGUGAAGAUUGGGAAAGGAGAGCGGAUCGGGAUUGUCAGUUGUGCGGAGAAUGUUGGAUUUUGGAAUUUAUCCUCAUCCCUCUCUAGCCCUUCUCAGAUGAUUGUAUCCGACCUAGACGAUAUGUUCAUACCAUUUACCACUGGAUUCUUGGUUGACCCGAUCGAAUCAAGAACCCAGAUCGAAGCUGUCUUGGAUCUCUUACCUACGAUAGCGGAACGAGGAGGUGAAGGGAAUAGGGUAGCAGCUGGUUCGGCUGUCAAAGGUGCUUUGGCUGGCUUGCGAAUGCAAGGUGGACAAAUCAACCUCUUCCUCUCUGGCCUCGUCACCCACGGAGCGGGUGCCCUCACCUCCCGUGAAGAUCCCACAAUCUAUAACACAGAUAAAGAGAAAUCUCUCUUCUCGCCAUCCAACUCAUUCUGGCGGGACCUCUCCGAAGAACUGGCAGAAUGUGGCGUGGGAAUCAACACAUUCAUUUUCCCGGACGUAUACUGCGAUGUAGCUUCGAUAGGAGCGUUGUCGGCUGUGACAGGAGGAGAAGUAUUCUUCCAUCCUAAAUUCCAACCUGUUCGAGAUCGAAAUUUACUCCAUCAAGAGAUUCAAUCGACCAUCACCCGUGAGACGGUUUAUAACGUUACGGUCAGAAUUAGAUGUUCCAAUGGUUUAAGAGUAUCAGAUCACCUAGGUAAUUUCUACCAGAGGAGUAUGACAGAUUUGGAAUUUGCUACGUUAGAUAGUGGCAAGUCGUUCGUUGGAGUGAUGAAGCAUGAAGGAUCAAGAUUAGAUGAUAGACAACCUGCCUAUGUACAAGUGGCGAUACUGUAUACGACAAGUCAGGGAGAAAGGAAAGUCAGAUUGUUGAAUAUGAAUUUCAGCGUGACGAGCUUGAUUGGCAAUGUAUUUAAGUUUGCGGAUCAGGAAGCUGGAGUGGGGGUUUUGUUAAAAGGAGCCGUCUCGCAAAUGCCUGCUCGAAGUCUGAGGGACAUCAAGAAAGCCCUGACUGAACGAUGUAACAGGGUGUUGUUGAUGUAUAGAAAACAUUGUGCACCGGCUGUUCAACAGGGUCAGCUGAUUUUACCGGAGGGAUUCAAGUUGCUGCCGCUUUAUACACUGUGCAUGUUGAAAUCGAAGCCUUUGAAAGGAGGAAACGUCACCUCCGAUGUCCGAGUACAUUACAUGCGACAAUUCAAAUCACUCUCUGCGACUCGAACCAUCAAUCUACUCUACCCCAAGUUACUCGCGAUACAUGAUUUGAAUGAGAGUGUAGGGUUCCCUGAUGAUAGGGGUAAAUUGGUUCUGCCGACAUUUAUGAGAGCUAGUUACGGAUGGAUGGUUGCUGAGGGGGCAUACCUUUUGAGUAAUGGAGAAGUAGCAAUGUUAUGGUUUGGCUCAGCGGUAAAUCCACAGAUCAUAGAUGACUUAUAUGGUGUAGAUAAUUUACAAGAUUUAGACGUGAGAAUGACCCAAUUACCUAAACUACCUACAUUGCUUUCCACCCAACUCCGAAAUAUCCUUACCCACCUUGAAAGGAUAUUAGAUCAUACUUUAUCUGUUGUUAUAGUAAGACAGAAUAUGGAUGGAAUGGAAAUCGAAUUUGCCAAUCAACUUGUGGAGGAUAGUAAUAAUGAUGCGUUGAGCUAUACGGAUUACUUGAUGACGGCACAUAAAUCCAUAACGAACGAGUUAUCUGGGAAUGGCGGUAAAUCAGAUAGUUGGAAACCAUGGUGA